Messenger RNA from Cyprinus carpio (common carp), 6193 nucleotides. RefSeq names its product tenascin Ca (gene tnca). The coding region runs from base 370 to 5535 and encodes 1721 amino acids. The record is from RefSeq and is a predicted model, not a curated record. NCBI's taxonomy places the organism in Eukaryota, Metazoa, Chordata, Actinopteri, Cypriniformes, Cyprinidae. The transcript is spliced from 23 exons. Gene Ontology annotation, molecular function: protein binding.
CUUGUAAUUCACAGUGCUCUGACUGAAGUCUCUCAUACUAAAGAGGUGUAGUGUUUUUAUCCUCUCUCUCUCUCCUUCUCGCACACUUCAGCCCAGAGGCUCGGCGGGCGGACGGGUGUGUGGAAUACAUCACAGACGCUCUCAGAUCUUCCAGCACGUGGAGAGACGGAGACAGACAGAAGCUGGGGGUCUGGAGCACAGGACAUCCUCAUCUCGUUGCUGUUGUUUGAUUCGAGUCUUCUGCACCUGAUCUGCUCGGCUGCAGGGAGGCACUGGAAGCUCCAUUCAUUGUCACAGAGACAGCAGCACUUUGUCCAGACUCACCAGGCAGGCCUUCUUGCCAAGACAAGCAUCCAUUAGUGCAGAAACAUGGGUUCAGGAGGCCUGACAUUCAGUUGUUUGGUUUUGGCAACCCUGAUGACUCUAAAUCAUGCUGGCCUGGUAAAGAAGAUGAUCCGACACCGACGGGAAGCUCUGACGAUUCCAGGCAUACACAACGUAACCCUUCCGACCUCUUCCCAACCGGUCGUUUUCAACCACGUCUACAACAUCAAAGUUCCUGGUAGCUCUUUAUGCUCGGUGGAUCUGGACUCUCCCGCCAGUUCAGAUCUUGAACAGAAGGAUGCACCAUCUGGCUCAGAAGUAACAGACCACACACUGGACAGCAGUAAUCAGAUCGUCUUCACCCACCGCAUCAACAUCCCCAAGCAGGCGUGUGGCUGUACGGAGGGACUGCCGGACCUGAAGGAGCUCCUGAAUCGUCUGGAGAUGUUGGAGGGCGAGUUGUCGACACUCAGAGAGCAAUGCGCCACAGAAACCACCUGCUGCAGCGCUCAGGCCACAGGUGCUAUAGGAACGAAGCCCUACUGCAGCGGUCAUGGAAACUACAGCUCGGACACCUGCGGCUGCAUCUGCGAGCCCGGAUGGAAGGGCCCCAACUGCACCGUACCCGACUGCCCCAGAGACUGCAGCGACCAGGGCCGCUGCGUUAACGGAAAGUGCAAGUGUUUCGAUGGCUUCAUGGGUGAAGACUGCAGCAUGGAGACCUGUCCGGUUGACUGCGGUGAGAACGGCCGUUGCGUUAACGGAGUGUGCGUUUGCAAUGAAGGCUUCUCCGGAGACGAUUGUACAGAGACGGAUUGCCUCAACAACUGUUUGGGACGCGGCCGCUGCAUUGAUAGCGAGUGUGUCUGCGACGAACCCUGGACCGGAUUUGAUUGCUCCGAGCUCAUCUGUCCGCAUGACUGCUACGACCGCGGGCGAUGCGACAACGGGACUUGUUAUUGCGAUAAAGGUUUCACCGGAGAAGACUGCGGUGCGAUUGCUUGUCCGAACGACUGCUCAGAACGAGGUUUUUGCAAUGACGGUCAUUGCGUAUGCAUUGCUGGCUACUCCGGCGAGGAUUGUUCCAGCUUGACCUGUCCGAACGACUGCAACCAAAGAGGGCGCUGUUUCAACGGCGUUUGCAUUUGUGAAACGGGUUAUUUCGGAGAAGACUGCGGGAAGCUCUCCUGUCCGAAUAACUGCAACAGUAGAGGGCGCUGCAUCGAUGGGCACUGCGAAUGCGACGUCGGAUACCAAGGUCAUGAUUGUUCGGAGUUUAGCUGCCCCAAUAAUUGCAACAACCGUGGGCGCUGCAUUAACGGCCAGUGCGUUUGCGAAGAGGGAUUUGGUGGCGAGGACUGCAGCAUCAAAACCUGCCCAUCGGACUGCUACGGCCGAGGCCAGUGCGUGGAUGGGAAGUGCGUUUGCUUUACGGACUUCACCGGUGAAGACUGCAUUGAAUUGAGCUGCCCGAGCAACUGCCUGAACCGUGGACGCUGCGUCGCGGGACAGUGUGUUUGCGAUGAAGGCUUUACCGGAGAGGACUGCGGUCAGAGGAAGUGUCCCAACGACUGUCUCGGCCGCGGACGCUGCGUGGAGGGACAGUGUGUUUGCCAGGAGGGUUUCGAGGGCCUGGAUUGCUCCGUUCCCACCUGUCCUGAAAACUGCAAUAACCGUGGACGCUGCGUCAAUGGGAAAUGUGUGUGCGACAAAGGAUUCGUUGGAGACGCCUGUGGAGAAAGAAGCUGUCCGAAUGACUGCAAUGGUGCGGGGCAAUGUGUGGACGGCCGCUGCGUGUGUGAUGAAGGCCACAUUGGCGAGGAUUGCUCAGAAGUCUCACCACCAGAAGACCUGACCAUCACGGAUGUGACCACAGAGAAGGUGAACCUCACAUGGAAGAACGAGAUGCUGGUGACGGAGUAUUUGGUUACGUAUGUCCCGACGUCACCAGGCGGCCUGCAGCUAGACUUCCGUGUGCCUGGAGAUCGUACGUCUGCCACCGUCUCUGAGCUGGAGCCAGGAAUCGAGUAUCUCAUCAAUGUUUAUGCCGUCCUCAACAACAAGAAGAGCGUUCCUGUCAGACAAAUACACACAAAAUCAAUCAACACAAAUACACACACAUAUCUUCCGCAGCCCGAGGGCCUGAAGUUUAAAUCCAUCAGUGAUACGUCAGUGGAGGUUUUGUGGGACCAGCUGAACUUUCCGUUCGACGGCUGGGAGCUCAUCUUUCGUAACACAAAGGAAGAAAACGGGAAGAUAGUGAACAAUGUGACACCUUCCCAGACCAACUUUGAGCAGCCGGGACUCGGGCCGGGACAGGAAUAUGAAGUGACUCUGUCGGUCAUAAAGAACAACACCAGAGGACCUGGAACAAACUCGACUGUAGUAACAAGAAUCGAUUCUCCGCGGCAGAUUGAUGUUGGUGAUGUGACAGACCGGUCUGCAGUGAUCUCCUGGUCCAGGCCCUUGGCUGAGGUGGACGGGUUCAGGGUGUCGUACGGGCCGAGCACAGACCCGUCAGUCCAUCGAGAUGUCGACCUCCCGGCCACAGACACGCAGUACAGCCUGGAAGACCUGAAACCAGACACUGAAUACAGACUGUCUCUCAGUUCAAAGAGGGGAGACGUGACCAGCGAGCCCAUCUUUGAGAGUAUUACCACGGGUCUGGAUGCCCCCACUGACCUCAAAGCUGUUGAUCAGACUGACAGCAGCAUCACACUGGAAUGGAAAAACAGCCGCUCAUCCAUCGACGGAUACCGUAUCAAAUACGGCCCGAUCGCAGGAGGUGCUCAUGGUGAAGACAUGUUCCCCAGAAGAGCUGGAGACACGACACGGGCCACGGUUACAGGCCUGAAGCCUGGAACAGAGUACGGCAUUGGAGUCACAGCCGUUCAGAAUGAAAGAGAGAGUGAGCCAGCGACCACCAACGCACUGACCGAUCUGGAUGCACCACGAGACCUGGAAGUGCGAGACUCCACCGAAACCACCCUGGAACUGGUCUGGAAGAGGCCCAGGGCAAAGUUCUCCACCUACAGGCUAGCAUUCGUCUCUGCCGACGGCCGACGGGAAGAAGUCGAGCUGCCUGUUACCGCAACCACCUACACCCUGAGCGGCUUGAGCCCUGGCAUGCGCUACACCGUCACCCUCGUGGCAGAACGUGGGCGGAGGAGAAGUUCUCCUGCCACCGUCACCGCCUCCACAGAGGAGCAGAGGCCGCAGAUUGGCAGUCUGAGUGUGUCUGAUGUGUCUUGGGAUAGCUUCAAUGUGUCCUGGACCAUUGAGGAUGGCUCUGCCUUUGACAGUUUUGUGAUUGAAGUGGCAAAUGCAGCAGGUCCAGAAAGGCAGAACCUUUCGGUAUCUGGUGAUGCACGUAGUUUAUGGCUGUCUGGGCUCAGUCCCGACACGUCCUAUAUAAUUACGUUAUAUGGAGUGCAUCAGGGCUCGAUCCUGGGGUCCAUCUACACUCAAGCAGCUACAGAGGCAGAACCAGAGAUCGAGCACCUUUUCGUGUCAGACGUCACCCCUGAGAGUUUCCGGCUGGCCUGGACGGCAGAAGACGACAUCUUUGAUCGAUUCAUUCUCAAAGUUAGAGAUUCGAGAAAGCUCUCCCACCCUCGAGAGUUCAUUGUGCCGGGCGAUGAAAGAACCAAAGUUUUAACGCAGCUUUUGGGGGGAACUGAGUAUGAAAUUGAGCUUUACGGUGUCACGCUGGAACAUCGCUCCCAACCCGUUACUGCUGUUGCCAGAACAGGCCUUGGAGCUCUACGGGACCUUCGUUUCUCUGAUAUCACGGACACAACAGCUGUGGUUUCCUGGACUGUACCGCGAUCCCAGCCGGACUCCUACAGAAUCACUUACAUCCCAGUCCAAGGAGGUACUCCCAUGAUCCUGACAGUGGACGGGUCACAGUCUCAGGUCCCCCUGACAAAUCUGAUCCCCGGAGAGGCGUAUCAGGUGUCGGUUGUUGCAGUGAAAGGUCUGGAGGAGAGCGAACCAGUGUCUGAAACUUUUACAACAGCCCUGGAUACGCCACGCAGUCUGAUUGCUGUCAAUGUCACUGACACAAAGGCGCUGUUGCUGUGGCAACCUGCCAUGGCGACCGUGGAUGGAUAUGUGAUCACAUACAGCGCAGACACUGUGCCACCGAUAUCAGAGCAGGUUUCUGGAAACACGGUGGACUUUGAGAUGAGCUCACUGGCUCCAGCAACUCAAUACACUGUCAAUGUUUACGCCAUCAGAAACCGAGAGAAAAGUGCUCCGGUGACCACAGACUUCACCACAGAUGUGGAUGCUCCGCGUGAUCUGGUUGCCAGUAAUAUUCAGACAGACAGCGCCGUUCUCACCUGGACGCCGCCGCGGGCCGCCAUCACUGGAUAUAUCCUGACCUUUCAAGCGUCUGACGGCGAUGUCAGGGAGCUGAAUCUGGAGCCGUCUGUGACCUCACACAGUCUGUCUGACCUGAGCAGCAGCACUGAACACACAGUCAGACUGCAGGCCGUCGCUGAGGACAAGAGGAGCACACAGAUCAGCAGCGUCUUCACCACAGCUGGAAUGCGCUACAGGAACGCCAAGGACUGCUCAGAAGCUCUGCUGAAUGGAGAGACGUCCUCCGGGCUGUACACCAUUUACACGGUCCAGGUUUACUGUGACAUGAGCACUGACGGCGGUGGCUGGAUGGUGUUCCUACGGCGUCAGAGCGGCAAGGUGGAUUUCUACAGGAACUGGAGGAACUACUCUGCAGGAUUCGGUGACACGAACGAUGAGUUCUGGCUCGGACUUUCAAAUCUUCACAAAAUCACCUCAGCCGGUCAGUAUGAGUUGCGCGUGGACCUGCGUGAUGGACAGGAGAGUGUGUUUGCUGUCUACGAUAAAUUUUACAUCGCAGAUCCUCGUUCCCGCUACAAGAUCCAGAUUGGUGCAUACAGUGGUACCGCAGGUGAUUCCUUGUCGUAUCAUCAGAACAGGCCCUUCUCCACCUAUGACAAUGACAAUGACAUUGCGGUCACCAACUGUGCCCUGUCUUACAAGGGAGCGUUCUGGUAUAAAAACUGCCAUCGAGUGAACCUGAUGGGGAAAUAUGGAGACAGCAGUCACAGCAAGGGCAUCAAUUGGUUCCACUGGAAAGGCCACGAGCAUUCGAUUCCAUUUGCGGAGAUGAAGAUCCGGCCAGUCAAUUUCAGAAACUUGGAAGGCAGACGGAAAAGAUCAUAGUCCCUCUUUCUCUUCUCUCCAAAAUCCCACACAUCUCUCGUCACAGAUACGAUUAGAUCUCCUGAGUGAAACAUUUCUAGCCAUUUGAACUCUUAUCUUCCAUGUCAACAUUAUUGGACCAGAGAACGCCACAGAAUACUGUUUCAUUAGAGACAGAAUAUGUUAUAAACGGCCGUGAUUGGUGGAGGGUUUUCCAUAAACUUGGUAAAAACAGGCAUGUGAAAUGUGAUAUUUAAAUCAUGGUACCAGAUCUUCCUAUAUCAAACCUCCAUUUUCAAUAAUGAUUAAAGGAAAUAUUCAGUGAUCUUAUACAGUUCUUGUUCAGAAGAUGGCAGUGAUGUCAUUUCCUCAACUGAAUCAUUACCACGCUCAGGUCUGACAUACAGUAGCCAGGAUGGUGCAAAUAAAUGUGUUCAUUUUGUCAGUUUUCAAAAUUAAAGAAGCAAACUUUAAUGUGAUUGUUUUCUGAAAGGAUUGUAUUAUGUAUUAUUGAUCAUUUGUUUUAAAAUUUAUUUUUACAAUGUUUUCCUUUCCCCCAUAGAGUUCUCAGUUACUAUAAUCCCUAAAAAAACGUUGCUUAAACUUGAUCUCUUCUCCUGGAAUGUGUCUAAAAUUGAUCUUCAACAAAAUAGGAAAUAAAAAUGUCAUUUUUAAUGUU